This is a messenger RNA of Talpa occidentalis (Iberian mole), 13766 nucleotides long. It is a transcript of the gene APOB, whose product is annotated as apolipoprotein B. Gene Ontology annotation, molecular function: cholesterol transfer activity; low-density lipoprotein particle receptor binding. The transcript has 29 exons. Gene Ontology annotation, cellular component: very-low-density lipoprotein particle; low-density lipoprotein particle; mature chylomicron. Gene Ontology annotation, biological process: cholesterol transport; triglyceride mobilization; cholesterol homeostasis. Lineage: Eukaryota; Metazoa; Chordata; Mammalia; Eulipotyphla; Talpidae. Bases 1 to 13341 code for a protein of 4446 amino acids. The record is from RefSeq and is a predicted model, not a curated record.
AUGGGCCCCCCGGGGCCGGCGCUGCGGCUGCUGCUGCUCCUGCUGGGCGCGGGCGCCUGGGCGCAAGAGGGAGCGCCAGGAACUGCCAGCCUCAGCUGUUCAAAAGAUGCAACUCGUUUUAAGCACUUCAGGAACUAUGUAUACAACUAUGAGGCAGAGGGGUCCAGUGGGUUCCCCGGGACCGGGGAUUCAAGAAGUGCCACCAAGAUCAACUGCAAGGUGGAGCUGGAGGUCCCUCAACCCUGUAGCUUCAUCCUGAAGAUAAGCCAGUGCUCCCUCAGAGAGGUCUACAGCUUCAACUCGGAGGGCAAGGCCUUGCUGAAGAAGACCAAGAACUCUGAGGAGUUCGCUGCUGCCAUGUCCAAGUAUGAGCUCAGGCUGGCCGCCACUGACGGGAAGCGAGUCGUGCUUUACCCAGAGCAGGACGAAACUAAGCACAUCCUCAACAUCAAGAGGGGCAUCAUCUCCGCCCUCCUGGUUCCCCUGGAGACAGAAGAGGACAAGCAAGUGCUGUUUCUGGAUACAGUGUACGGAAACUGUUCCAGCGACUUCUCGGUGAACACCAGGAAAGGACACGUGGCGACAGAAGUAUCCAUCGAGAGAAACCUGAAGAAGUGUGAUCACUUCCAGCCCGUGAGCACAGGAGUCAGCCCCCUUGCUCUGAUUCGAGGCCUGAGUCACCCCUUGUCGACUUGGAUCAGCAGCAACCAGUCCUGCCAGUACUCCCUGGAGCCCAAGAGGAAGCACGUGACCGAGGCCACCUGCCAGGAGCAACACCACUUCCUGCCUUUCUCCCGCCAGAAUAAGUAUGGGAUGAUGACACAGGUGACACAGACUUUGAAACUUGAAGAAACAUCUAAGAGCAACAGUCGCUUCUUUGAUGACGGCACCCAGGAGGUGGGGCUCGCCUUUGAAAGCACCAAGUCCACGUCCCCUCCAAAGCAGGCCGAGGCCGUUGUGAAGACCCUCCAGGAACUGCAAAAACUGCACGUCACUGAGCAGAACUCCCAGAGAGCUAACCUCUUCCACAAACUGGUCGCUGAGCUGAGAAGCCUCGACGAUGAAGCAGUCACUUCCCUCUUGCCAAAGCUGAUCGAGGCGUCCAGCCCCAUCACCUUGCAAGCCUUGAUUCAGUGCGGACAGCCCCAGUGCUACACUCACAUCCUCCGGUGGCUGAAGAGCGCGAAAGUCAACCCUCUUCUGAUAGACGUUGUGACCUACCUGGUGGCCCUGAUCCCAGAGCCCUCAGCUCAGAGGCUGCGGGAGAUCUUUAACACGGCAAAGGAGCAACAGAGCCGGGCCACCUUGUAUGCGCUGGCUCGUGUAGUCAACAACUACUAUAAGACAAACCCCACGGAGACCCAGGGCCUGCAGGACAUUGCCGAUUACCUGUCGGAACAGAUCCGUGAUGGCUGCGCCGGGGACGAAGAGCACACCUAUUUGAUUCUGAGGGUCAUUGGAAAUAUUGGCAGAACCAUGGAACAGGUAGCCCCAAGACUCACGUCUUCAGUCCUGCAAUGCAUCAAAAGUACAGAGCCAUCGCUGCCAAUCCAGAAGGCUGCCAUCCAGGCCCUGCGGAGAGUGGGGCUCCAAGAUGAGAUCCGGGAAGUUCUUCUUCAGACUUUCCUCAAUGAAGCCUCUCCAGGGGACAAGAGACUGGCUGCCUACCUCAUGCUGAUGAGGGACCCUUCUCAGUCAGAUAUUAAUGAAAUCACCCAACUUCUCCCCCGAGAACAGAAUGAGCAAGUAAAGAACUUCGUAGCUUCCCACAUGGCCAACAUCUUAAAGUCAGAAGAAUUGUCUAUCCAAGACUUGAAAAAGUUAGUGGAAGAAGCUCUGAAAGAAUCUCAACUUCCAAGUCUCAUGAACUCCAUCAAAAUUUCCCAGAACUAUCACCUCUCCAAAUCUGUUUCUCUUCCAUCACUUGACCCAAUCUCAACCAAAAUUGAAGGAAAUCUUAUAUUUGAUCCAAACAAUUACCUUCCCAAAGAAAGCAUGCUGAAGACAACACUCACAGUGUUUGGAUUUGCUCCAACUGACCUCUUUGAGAUUGGUUUGGAAGGGAAAGGCUUUGAGCCAACACUGGAAGCUCUUUUUGGGAAGCAAGGCUUCUUCCCCGACAGUGUCAACAAGGCCUUGUACUGGGUUGAUGGUCAAGUUCCCGAUCAUGUCUCCAAGGUCUUGGUGGAUCACUUUGGCUAUACCAAAGAUGAUAAACGUGAGCAGGACAUGGUCAAAGGAAUUAUGCUCAAUGUUCAGAACCUGAUCAAAGAUUUGAAAUCCAAAGAAUUCCCAGAAGCCAGAGCCUACCUCCAGAUCCUGGGAGAGGAGCUGGGCUUUGUCCAAAUCCAGGACCUGCAGCUCCUGGGAAAGAUGCUACUGGGCGGUGUUCACACUCUGCGGGGGAUCCCCCAGAUGAUUGGAGACGCCCUAAGGAAAGGCUCUAAGUAUGACUUGUUUCUCCACUACAUCUUCAUGGACAACGCCUUUGAACUCCCCACCGGACUUGGGUUUCAGCUGCAAGUGUCCUCCUCUGGCAUCCUCACUCCUGGCGUCAAGGCAGGGGCGAAGCUGGAAGCAGCCAAUAUGCAGAUGGAACUGGUGACCAAGCCCUCUGUGUCUGUGGAGUUUGUGACAAAUAUGGGCAUUGUCGUCCCGGACUUUGCUAGGAGUGGGGUCCAGAUGAACACCAACUUCUUCCACGAGUCAGGCCUGGAGGUGCGAGUUGCCUUGAAACCCGGGCAGCUGAAGUUCAUCAUUCCUUCCCCGGAGAGGCCAGUCAGGCUGUUCAGUGGCAGUAACACAUUGCAUCUGGUCUCCACCACCAAAACGGAAGCGGUUCCAUCUCUGAUAUAUGCCAGACAGUUCUGGUCGGGUUGCAAGCCUGUCUUCCCCGGCAUGGACUACUGCACCGUGGGUUCUCAUUCCAGCUCCAGCGCCAUAGACACUGGCCCCUACUCCCCAGGGGACACCAGGUUCCAGCUGGAGCUGAGGCCCACGGGAGAAGUGGAGCAGUAUUCGGCCAGCGCAACCUAUGAACUCGAGAGAGAUGGUGGAGCUUUGGUGGACACACUGAAGUUUGUGGCUCAGGCGGAGGGGGUGCAGCAAACUGACGCGACCUUGAGGUUCAGAUAUAACCGGCAGAGUAUGACUUUGUCCAGUGAAAUCCUAAUCCCAGAUUUUGAUGUUGAACUCGGGACCAUCCUCAGGGUUCGUGAUGAAUCAGCCGAAGGAAAAAAAUCUUAUAAGCUCAUCCUGGACAUUCAGAACAAUAAGAUCACUGAGGUCACACUCACCGGCCACGUAAGCUGUGACAAGAACGAAGAAGGCAAAAUCAAAGGUGUCAUCUCCAUACCCCGUCUGCAAGCAGAAGCCAGAAGUGAGGUCCACACCUUGUGGUCUCCCACAAAACUGCUGCUCCAAAUGGACUCAUCUGCCACAGCUUAUGGCUCAACAAUCGCCAAGAAGCUGACGUGGCAUUACGAUGAAGAGAAGAUUGAAUUUGAAUGGAACACAGGUACCAACGUGGAUACCAAAAAAGUGGCCUCCAAUUUCCCCGUGGACCUCUCUGAUUACCCCAAAAGCUUGCAUAAGUACACCAACAGUCUUUUGGAUCGCAGGGUUCCUCAAACAGACAUGACUUUCCGGCACAUGGGCUCCAAAUUAAUAGUUGCAGCAAACACGUGGCUUGAGAGCACAUCCAGAAAUCUUCCAUAUGCCCAAAAUUUGCAAGAUCACUUCAAUGGCCUAAGAGAGCUGUACCUCCAAAGGAUGGGUUCCCCAGAAUUCCGCAUCCCAGAAAACCUCUUCUUGAAAAGUGAUGGCCGGGUUAAAUACAGCUUGAACAAGAACAAUUUGAAAAUUGAAAUCCCUGUGCCUUUCGGUGGCAAGACCUCCAAAGAUCUAAAGAUGAUAGAGACUAUUCGAACACCAGCCCUCAACCUCAAGGCUGUGGGACUCCACGUGCCAUCUCGAGAGUUCCAAGUCCCCACGUUCACCAUUCCCAAGUUGUAUCAGCUGCGGUUACCUCUCUUGGGUGUUCUAGACCUCUCCACAAAUAUCUACAGCAAUGUGUACAAUUGGUCUGCUUCCUACACUGGUGGCAACACCAGCACAAACCUCUUGAGGCUGCGGUCUCAGUACCACAUGAAGGCCAGCUCCAUAGUGGACCUGUUCUCCUACAGCGUGCAAGGAUCUGGAGAGACAACGUAUGACCAGAGGAAUAUAUUCACAUUAUCAUGUGAUGGCUCUCUAAACCACAAACUUGUGCAUUCAAAUAUCCAAUUGAGACAUGUAGCAACAUUUGGAAGCAAUCCAGCUGCAAUAGGUGUGCUGAUGUUUGACGCCUACAGUCCUUGGGGACCACAGAUGUCUGCUUCUGUGCAUUUGGACUCAAGAAAGAAACAGCACUUGUAUGUCAAGGAAGUCAAGGUUGAUGGGAAGUUCAGAAUCUCUUCGUUCUAUGGUCAAGGCACAUAUGGCCUAUCCUAUCACCGGGAUCCUGCCACCGGCCAACUUAAUGGAGAGUCCAGCCUGAUGUUUAACUCCUCCUACAUUCAGGGCUCCAACCAGAUAACAGGAAAAUACCAAGAUGGAACCUUCUCUGUCACCUCCACCUUGGAUAUGCAAGAUGGCGUCAUUAAAAAUACUGCUUCCCUGAAAUAUGAGAACUAUAAGCUGGCUCUGAAAUCUGACACCAAUGGAAAGUAUGAGGACUUUGUCACUUCUAACAAGGUGGAUCUGAUCUUCUCUAAGGAAAAUGCACUGCUACGUUCUGAAUAUCAGGCUGACUACAAGUUGCUGAGAUUCCUCACCGUGAUUUCUGGAUCACUCAAUUCCCGUGGUCUUGAAUUAAACGCUGACAGCUCUGGCACUGAUGGAAUUCACAGUGGUGCUCACAAAGCAACCCUAAGGAUUGGACAAGAUGGAAUGUCCACCAGUGCAACUACCAACUUGAGGUUCAGUCCCCUGGUGAUAGAGAAUGAACUGGAUGCUGCCCUGGGUCUCUCUGGGGCGCUGAUGCUAUUAACUACGAAUGGCCGCUUCAGGGAACACAAUGCACAAUUCCGUCUGGAUGGAAAAGCCUCCCUCACAGAGAUGUCCUUGGGAAGUGCUUUUCAGGCCAUGGUCCUGGGUGUCAAUGGCAAAAAUAUCUUCAACUUCAAAAUCAAUGGGGAGGGACUUAAGCUAUCCAGUGACAUGAUGGGCUCCUAUGCUGCAAUGACUUUUGACUACACAAACCACCUAAACGUGGCCGGGCUGUCGCUGGACUUCUCCUCCAAACUCGACAACACUUACAGCACUGACAAGUUUUACAAGCAAAGUUUUAAUUUGCAGCUUCAGCCCUUUUUGCUUGUGACUGCUUUAAACAAUGACCUGAAAUUCAAUACUCUAACUGUGACCAACCACGGGAAAGCACGACUCGAACCUCUGAAGCUGAAUGUGGGCGGGAACAUUAAAGGAACAUACCAAGAUGAUGAAAUAAAGCACAUCUACUCCAUUUCUUAUGCUGACUUAACAGCUAGUUGUAAAGCAGACACUCUGGCGAAGGUACAGGGGGCAGAGCUCAGCCAUCGGCUCAACACAGAAAUCUCUGGGCUGGCAUCAGCGAUCGACAUUAGUACAAACUAUGAUUCAGACUCACUGCAUUUCAGCAAUGCUUUCCGCUCUGUCAUGGCCCCAUUCACCAUGACUGUGGAUGCGCAUACGAGUGCUGACGGGAAACUAGGUCUCUGGGGAGAUCACACCGGGCAGCUGUACAACAAAUUCCAGUGGAAAGCUGAACCUCUGGCCCUUACUUUCACUCAUGAUUACAAAGGAUCCACAAGCCACCAUCUCCUGUCCAAGAGGAGCAUCAAUGCUGCACUUGAUCAUAAAGUCAAUGUCCUGCUCACUCCAGCUGAGCAGAUCAGCACCUGGAAAGUAAAGACCCAGUUGAACAAAAAUGAAUACAGCCAGGACUGGGAUGCUUACAAUACAAAAGACAAAGUGGGUGUUGAGCUUAAUGGACAAGGCCUGGCUGACCUCAGCGUGCUGGACACACCCAUUCAAGUGCCAUUUUUGUUCAGUGAGCCCAUCAAUAUCAUCGAUGUCUUGUCGAUGAGGGACACUGUUGACCAGCCCCAAAAAUUCACAAUCGUUGCUUCCGUAAAAUAUGAUAAGAAUCAAGCUGUGCACACCAUCAACCUCCCAUUCUUUAAAAUCCUGCCAGCAUAUUUUGAGAAGAAUAGAUUAAUAAUCAUAGCGGCACUGGAAAGCAUACAGAAAGAAUUAAAACUCAUCAAUAUUGAUCAGUUUACGAGGAACUACAGAGAGGCUUUGGACAAACUCCCACAGCAAGUGAAUGAUUAUGUGAAGGCAUACAAUUGGGAGAGACAAGUUUUAAGUGCCAAGGAGAAACUAAAUGCUUUCACAAAAAAUUACAGAAUUACAGGAAAUGAUCUACAAAUUGCCUUGAACAAUGCCCAAAUCAACUUUAAUGAAAUACUAUAUCAACUACAAGUAUAUGUGAUACAAUUUGAUCAGUAUAUUAAAGCUAAUUAUGAUUUACAUGAUUUUAAAAUAGCUAUUGCUAAGAUGAUUGAGCGAAUCAUUGAGAAAUUGAAAAUUCUUGAUGAACAUUAUCAUGUCCGUGUGAAUUUAGUCAAAACAAUUCAUGAUCUAUCUUUGUUUAUCAAAAAGAUUGAUUUAAACAAAAUUGGAAGUAGCACUGCCUCUUGGGUUCAAAAUAUGGAUGCUAAGUAUCAAAUCAGAAUCCAGAUACAAGAAAUAUUACAACAGCUCAAGACACAGAUUCAGAACAUAGACUUCCAGCACCUUGCUGAAAAGUUAAAGCAACAGAUAGAUGCUAUUAAUGUCACAGUGCUUUUGGAUCGUUUGAGAACUACAAUUCCAUUUCAAAAAAUAAAGGAAAUUAUUGGGCAUGUCAAAUACUGUGUUGAACGUCUUAUUGAAGAUGUUAAAGUUAAUGAGAAAAUCAGUGCUUUUAGAACGAUAGCCCAUGAUUUUAUUAAGUCAUAUGAACUAGAUCGACACAUGCAGGUUUUAAUGGAUAAAUUAGCACAGUUGGUCCACCAAUUUAAGUUGACAGAGACUGUUCAAAAGCUAAGCAAUGUCCUACAACAAGUUGAGAUAAAAGUGUACUUUGAGAAAUUGUCUGGGUUUAUUGAUGAUGCUGUCCAGCAGCUUAAAGCAUUGUCAUUUCAAACAUUCAUUGAAGAAGUAAACAGAUUCCUUGACAUGUUGGUAAAGAAAUUAAGGUCUUUUGAUUACCACCAGUUUGUAGAUGAAACCAAUAACAAAAUUCGCCUGGUGACUCAGAGAAUCAAUGGUGAAAUCCAGGCUCUGGAACUUCCCCAGAAAGCUAAAGCCCUAAAACUGUUUAUGGAGGACAUCCAGGACAUGGUCUCAGUCCAUCUGGAAAACCUCAAAGACAUCAAAAUAACCUUACUCUUCAACUGGUUACAGGAGGCUUUAAAUUCACCACCUUUGAUUUACAUGCAGGAAAAAUUCCAAGAGGUCCUAGAAGAUAUACGAGACCGAGUGUAUCAAAUGGACAUUCAGCAGGAAAUCCAGCGGUACCUGUCCCUGAUCGGCCAGGUUUAUAGCACUCUGGUCACUUACAUUUCGGAUUGGUGGAGUCUUGCUGCUAAGAACCUUACUGACUUUGCAGAACAGUAUUAUGUCCAAGCCUGGGCCAGAGACCUGAAAGCCUUGGUAGAACAAGGGUUUACUGUUCCCGAAAUUCAGACCACCUUUGGGACUAUGCCUGCCUUUAAAGUCAGUCUCCGUGCUCUUCAAGAAGCUACAUAUCAGACUCCUGACUUCAUAGUCCCCCUGACAGAUCUAAAGAUUCCAUCUUUUCAGAUAAACUUCAAAAAGUUGAAAGAUAUAAAAAUCCCAUCCAAGUUUUCCACACCGGAAUUUACUAUCCUCAAUACCUUCCAUGUUCCUUCCUUUACAAUUGACUUUGUAGAGAUAAAAGCAAAGAUCAUCAGAACCAUUGACCAAAUGCUGUACAGUGAGCUACAGUGGCCAGUUCCAGAAGUAUACCUAAGGGAUCUGAAGGGAGUGGACACUGUUCUGGCUAGAAUCACUCUACCAGACUUCCAUUUACCAGAAAUCACAGUUCCAGAAUUCCUAAUACCAAAUCUUGACCUCAAAGAUUUUCAUGUUCCAGAUCUUCACAUACCAGAAUUCCAGCUUCCCCACAUUUCAGACACAAUUGAAGUACCUACUUUUGGCAAGCUGAAUGGCAUUAUGAAAAUCCAGUCUUCCCUUUUCACAUUAGAUGCAAAUGCAAAGAUUCAGAAUGUAACUUCUUCAGAGAUGGCAGCUUCCAUCACUGUCAAAGGAGAGUCCAAACUAGAAGUUCUCAAUUUUGAUUUUCAAGCACAUGCACAACUUUUAAACCCAAAGAUUAACCCACUGUUUCUGAAGGAGUCCAUGAAGUUCUCCAGCAAGUACCUGGAGACGGAGCAUGACAGUCAAGUGCUCUAUCUGGGAAAUGCUAUUGAGGGGAAAUCGAGCACAAUGGCUCAGUUACACACAGAAAAAAAUACACUGGAGUUGAGAAAUGGCUUGCUUGUCAAGGUUAACGAUCAGCUUACCCUGGACAGCAACACAAAGUACUCCCACAAAUUGAACAUCCCCAAACUGGAGUUCUCCAGUCAGGCUGACCUGCUCCAUGAAACCAAGACCCUGUUGGAAGCUGGACACGUAGCAUGGACUUCUUCUGGAAUAGGUUCAUGGAAAUGGACCUGCCCCAAGUUCUCAGAUGAGGGAAACCAUGAAUCACAUAUCAGCUUUACCAUGGGCGGACCCCUCACUUCCUUUGGGUUGUCUAAUAAGAUCAACAGCAAGCAACUUAAAGUAAACCAAAACUUGGUUUAUGAAUCUGGCUUCCUUAACUUUUCUAAAUUUGAAAUCCAGUCACAAGUCGAAUGCCAGUAUGUUGGGCGCAGUGUCCUUACUGCCAGAGGCACAGCACGGCUGGGAGAAAGGAAGGCAGAGAUAACGGGCAACCACACUGCUCAUUUAAAUGGAAAAGUUAUUGGAAUUUUGAAAAAUUCUCUUUUCUUUUCAGCACAGCCAUUUGAGAUCACUGCAACCACAAACAAUGAAGGGAAUUUGAAAGUAAGUUUUCCAUUGAAAUUGACAGGAAAGAUAGACUUCCUGAAUAACUAUGCACUCCUUCUGAAUCCAAGUGCCCAACAAGCCAGUUGGCAAGCAAGUGCCAGGUUCAAUCAGUAUAAAUACUAUCAAGAUUUAUCUGCUGGUAACAAUGAGAACAAUAUUGAGGCCCACGUAGGAAUAAAUGGAGAAGCCAACCUGGAUUUCUUAAACAUUCCUUUAACAAUUCCUGAAAUGACUCUACCUUACACAUCACUCACAACUCCCCCAGUGAAAGAUUUCUCCAUAUGGGAAAAAACAGGCUUGAAGGAAUUUUUGAGAACAACAAAGCAGUCAUUUGAUUUAAGUGUAAAGACUCAGUACAAGAAAAACAAAGACAAGCAUUCCAUCUCCAUUCCUUUGGAUGCGUUUUAUGUGUUUAUGAAUCAUAACAUCAAUUCUUUCAUCAGGCAAUUUGAGAAAGGCAGACAUCAGGCUUUAGUUUCUUUUACCAAUGCCUAUAAUGAAGCAAAAAUCAAGUUUGAUAAGUACAAGGUUGAAAAGUCCCUCAAUAACCAACCCAGGAUCUUUCAAAUUCCUGGAUACACUAUUCCACUCUUCAACAUUGAAGCUUCUCCAUCAAUGGUAAAGAUGUUACCAUUUGGCUAUGUGAUCCCCGAAGAGAUAAGCACCCCCAGUUUCACCAUCUGGGGUUCUGACUUCUAUGUGCCCUCCUAUACGUUAGUCCUGCCAUCCCUAGAGCUCCCAGCCCUUCCUGUCCCUACAAGCCCUCUUGAGUUUUCUCUUCCAGAAUUCAAGAUAUUGAGUACCCCAAGGAACAUCUUAAUUCCUGCCCUGGGCAAUAUUACCUAUGAUUUUUCGUUUAAAUCAAGUGUCAUCACACUGAAUACCAAUGCUGAACUUUAUAACCAAUCAGACAUUGUUGUUCAUUUCCUUAGUUCCUCUUCUUCUGUCGUGGAUGCUCUGCAGUACAAGCUAGAGGGCACCUCCAGUUUGACGAGGAAAAGAGGGCUGAAGUUAGCCACAGCCUUGUCUCUGAGUAAUGAAUUCGUGGGAGGCAGUCAUAACAGUACCAUUAGCUUAACAAAAAAAAACUUGGAAGCAUCAGUGACAACAAUCGCAAAAGUUCAAAUUUCAAUUUUGAAUAUGAAUUUCAGUCAGACACUUAAUGGGAAUACCAAGUCAAGGCCUACUGUCUCUUCAUCCAUUGAAUUAAAGUACGAUUUCAAUUCCCCCAGUCUGGACUCUACUGCUGCAGGAGAAGUUGACCACAAGCUCAGAUUAGAAAGCCUCACCUCUUACUUUUCCAUUGAAUCAUCUAACAAAGGAAAUAUCAAGGGCUCAGUCCUUUCACAGAAAUAUUCAGGAAUGCUUGCCAAUGAGGCCAGCACUUACUUGAAUUCCAAGGGCACUCGGUCCUCAUUGAAGCUGCAAGGGGCUUCCAAAGUUGAUGGCAUCUGGAACCUUGAAGUAAAAGAAAAUUUUGCUGGAGAAGCCACCCUCCAACGCAUAUAUGCCAUCUGGGAGCACAAUACCAAAAACCACUUACAGCUGACGGGUCUCUUUUUAACAUCCGGAGAGCAGUCAGGCAAAACCACCCUGGAACUCUCCCCUUGGGAAAUGUCAGCCCUUGUUCAGGUUCAUGCGAGUCAGCCCAAUUCUUUCCUUGAUAUCAACUACCUUGGCCAGGAAUUGUCCCUGAAUGCUAACACUGAGAACCAGAAGGUCAGCUGGAAAAGUGAGGCCCAGGUUCAUUCUGGAGCUCUCCACAACAGUGUACAGCUUUCCAAUGACCAAGAAGAGGUUCGCCUUGACAUUGCAGGCUCCUUAGAAGGGUACCUACAGUUACUCAAAGAUAUUGUGCUACCAGUUUAUGACAAGAGUUUAUGGGACCUCCUAAAGCUGGAUGUAACCACCAGCAUCGACAGGAAGCAGUAUCUCCGUGCAUCAACUGCGCUUGUGUACACCAAAACCCCCAACGGCUAUGCUUUCUCUGUCCCUGUGCAAGAACUGGCUGAUAAAUUCAUUGUUCCCGGACUAAAUAAUCUAAAGUUAGUUCUUGCCACACCUGCAUUCCAAGUCCCAUUUACAGAUCUUCAGCUUCCAUCCUACACACUUGACCUCAGUGAAAUAAAAAUCUACAAGAAGUUAAGUACUUUACCAUUUACUCUCAACUUACCAACACUACCCAAGGUGAAAUUUCCCAGAGUUGAUGUGUUAACAAAAUAUUCUGAACCAGAAGUCUCCUCAGUUCCCUUUUUUGAGGUAACUGUGCCUGAAUCCCAGUUAACUGUGUCCCAGUUCACCUUUCCAAAAAGUAUUUCAGUUGGCUCUGUGGUUUGGGAUCUAAAUGAGGCAGCCAAAGAGAUUGCAGACUUCGAGUUGCCAACCACCAUCAUGUCCGAGCAGACUAUUGAGAUUCCUUCCAUUAAGUUCUCUGUACCUGCUGGAAUUUUUGUUCCUUCCUUUGGAAAACUAAGUGCCCAUUUUGGGGUGGCCUCUCCCUUGUAUAAUGCCACUUGGAGUGCUGGUUUGAAAAGCAAAGUAGAUCAUAUGGAAACAUUCCUGGAAUCCACGUGCAGCUCAACCAUCCAGUUCCUGGAAUAUGACCUCCAUGUUGUGGGAACACACCAAAUUGAAGAAGGUGCAUUAGUGUGUAAGACCAAAGGAACGUUUGCCCACCGUGACAUCAAUGCAGAAUAUAAAGAAGAUGGCAGAUAUCAAGGACUUCUGAACUGGGCGGGAGAGGUCCGUUUUGAUACCAACAGUACUGCAUUCACUGAUGUCCAUCUGCGCUACCACAGAGAUGUGGGUAGUAGAUCCUCCUCUGCAGUCGUAGGCGCUGUGGCCAUGGACUUGGAAGUCAAUGACGCUACCUUAAAAUGGAAUGUCUACCACCACCCUCAGUUCUCUCCAGAUAAAACACUCAAUAUAGUCAAAGCUGAGAUGAAGUACCAAGAAUCUGAACAAUCUCAGAUCAAAGUGAACUGGGAAGAAGCUUCCAAAUUGCUAAACUCUCUUGGACACAACAUGUCCAAGGCCACAGGGGCCCUUUUUGACCAUAUUGACAAGUACUACGAGGAGUACACGGGACUCGCCCUCAGAGAUGCUUCUUUAAAGCUGAGAAGAAGCCUGCAGAACAGUGCUGAGUGGGCCUAUCAAGGGGCCAUGAGGCACAUUGAUGACAUGGACGCGAGGCUCUGGAGGGUGGCCAGAAGCACCUCUAGAACCUACCAGCAGUGGAAGGAUGAGGCCCAGAGUCUGUACCAGGAAGUGUGGCCUCAGGAGGGCCGAGUUGAUUUCCAGAGAAUCCAUGAUAAGGUAUUUGACAGCUUAGUAAGAGUUAUUCAGGAAUAUAAUAUGAUAGUCAAGCAUCUGAUUGACUGGUUCAUUGAUUACCUGAAGUUCACCAGAUACCAGCUCCCAGGAAGAGCAGGCACGUUUUCAGGAGAUGAGCUCUUCACUGUGGUCAUGAGAAAAAUAGGGCAGGUACUGUCCCAGGUACAUUCAAAAAUCUAUAGUGGAUUAGAAAUAAUGUUUUCCCAUUUCCACAACCUGAUAGAGAAAUCUGAAUUAAUUAAGUACCUAAGAGUUAAAUUUGUUUUUACAAGCCGUGAACUGAUAGAUGUAAGCUAUCAGUUGCAGAAGCUAUCAAAAUCUUUAUCACAAAGUGUCCAAAUAGCACUGAAUGACAUCCAGCUUAUCAAGACUACAGAGAUGUUGAAUAAUCUUCAGAGAUUUUUGCAGCGCAUUUUCCAAAAGAUAGAAGGAGAAAUUAAACACUUGAAGGAGAAGAAAUUUACUUAUCUCAUUAAUGCUAUCCAAAAGGAGAACAACAUCAUCUUCCACAAAUAUAUUCCAUAUGUGCUUGAAUUCAUGAAAGAAAACCUAUCUCUGACCUUUGAUACGGUUAAUGAACUUAUUCAAAACAAACUUCAGGAAGCUUCUCAAGAGUUACAGAGGCUCCUUGAGCUCAUAGAGUCUCGCCGCAAAGAACAUGUUGAUCCACGUAUGGUGAGCUGGACAGUGAAAUAUUAUGAACUCGAAGAAAAGAUCAUCAGCCUGAUCAAGAACAUGGUAGAUGUCCUGAAGAAUUUCCAUUCCAAAUACACCGCCAGUACUGCUAACUUUGCUUUCCAACUUUCAAGUCACAUUGAGCAAUUUGUGCAGAAAGAUAUCCAGGAAUACCUUGGCAUUCAUCCUUACUGAUCCAAGUGGAAAAGGGAAAGAGAUUAAAGAGCUUUCUACCUCUGCUCAGGAAGUAAUUAAAAACUGGGCUCUUGUAAUGAAGGAAAUCAUUUCUGAUAGCCACCAGCAGUUAGAUAGAAACUAUAGGACUUUUCAGACCAACUCUCUGAUCCUCUGUUCACUAUGAAAAAUUCAUUGCUGCAUCUAAAAGAUUGCUUGGGGCUUCCCCUGGUGGCACAGGUGGUUGAGCACAGCACUGUGAAGCUGUCCGCAGCCCCUGCAGUGCUGGUUCAAUCCUGACUGGCCCGGGGAGGGUCCCACAUGGUGCGGCAGACCUCUCCUGUCUUGCCUGUUGCUCCCCUCAGCAGUGUAUUUCGUCAGUGUGCCUGUUCUGUUCCCCGCUCUGUCUCUGGUGAAUCCUCUCACCUUCCCACGCAUCUGGCCUC